GAAUGACAGGCAUUCCUGCGUGAAGGGAGCUGCCACAGCCGCGGAGUUAUGAGAAUCAAGUGCCUGGCCAUGGGGUCUGGGGAGAGCAGGACCUGUGCUGGGCCCUCGCACACCGCUGCCGUUGCCUGAGACUUGGCAGCUGCCUCCCUCACCGGGCUCUUUCCCAGCCCAAAGCCUGGAUUUACCAUUUCAAAGGACUCAGAGUGCUCUCUCAGGGUAGACUUUUUCCUUUUUCUUUCUUGCCUUCCCGCCCUCCUCCCCUUGAGCUGCUCAGCAAAGGAUCUGAUGGGGCAGCCACACUUCUCCAGACCGGUAAAUCCAGCUGCUUUUGCUGAAGAGUUGGAUCAGCCCCCAACCGAUGCUGGCAUGGGGGUAGACGUUUUGGAAUCAGGUGACACCACGCCUCCUACAAAGAGGAAAAGCAAGUUCUCGAGUUUUGGCAAGAUCUUCAAACCCUGGAAGUGGAGGAAAAAGAAAAGCAGUGACAAAUUUAAGGAGACUUCAGAAGUUUUAGAACGAAAGAUUUCUAUGCGAAAGCCGAGAGAGGAGCUGGUAAAAAGAGGGGUUCUGUUGGAAGACCCUGAGCAGGAUGGUGAAGAACCAGACAAGCUGAACCCACCUGCACUGAAGAAUGGCCACACAGUCCCCAUUGGUGGGCCUGGAGUCUGUCCUGGCCAGGAGGAAGAGGCCACAAAGCCAUCCAGCCUUAGGAAGCCUGUUCCAGCUGAGGAACCAAAGAAAAGGCAGGGCUCCUCCAGCAACCACCCUGGACCUGAACUGGAACCACCUCAGGAGCCACACAUUCCCAGACAGCCUCUGCUUCCUCCAAAAAGACCUCCCUCCACUUCCCAGGAGGCAAAUGAAGCUCAGGUGAAGGAUGCAACACCUGCCCCCUCCAGCACAGCCCCUGCUGCAGCAAAGACAGUCAAUUCCACAGCUGCCCCUUCCCCAGCCCCCAGGACUCUGCCCCCUGCUCUCACCGGUGCCAACACUACUGCUCCCACGAGUACAACCAGCACAGCUCCUGCCAAACAGCCUCCUGUCCCUCCUCCCAAACCUGUCAACAGAAAUAGCAACUCAGUAAUAGCUGAACUUUCUCAAGCAAUGACCAGUGGUACAGCAUUGUCCAAGCCCUCCCCUCCUCUCCCCCCGAAGAGAGGCCUCGUGCCCACCAGCACACCCGAGGCCGCCGUCGCUUCCAAGCCGCCGAGCGAGAGGCCGGUGGCAGCCGCCCGCCCCACCCCAGCUCACCCCCCACCCUCCCCAUCGCCCCCACUGCCCACCCACAUCCCCCCCGAGCCCCCACGCAUGCCCCUGCCCACCCACACCCCUGCCUUGGACCCUCCACGCUCCCUGGACCUCCCCAAAGAGACUCUUCCUCCUCCUCCUCCUCCUCCUCCUCCUCCCCCUGAAGACUUCAGGCCCUCGGAGGCGUCCAGGCGGGGGGCAGAGCAGGGCUUUGGGGAGCCUCCGGCGCUGCCUCGCCUGCCCCAGCUGCCCCUGCACAUCCGCAUCCAGCAGGCCCUGGCCAGCCCCCUGCCUGCCACCCCCCCUGCCGAGGGCUCCCACAGGGCUCACUCCCUGCUCUUUGAGAGCGAUGGCUUUGGAGAAGACAGUGGCACCCUGGGCAGGACGAGGUCCCUGCCUGUCACCAUCGAGAUGCUGAAAGUUCCAGACGAUGAGGAAGAGGAAGAAGAUGAGCAGGAAGAGGAGCAGAAUCCAGGCCCUCGUGUGUAUAUUGGAGAUGUGCCAUCUGUCACAGUCAUCCCCAAACUGGUGCCCCAGGUCCUGCCAGAGGAGCAGGAAGGAGACGAAGGGAUGAGCGACUCUGACUCGGAGGGGCCCAUCCUGUACAAAGAUGACGAGGAUGAGGAAGAUGAAAGCCAUAACAGCACACUGGCCAACAGAGUGAAGAGGAAAGACACACUGGCUAUGAAGCUGGGGAACACAACCACAGCACAGGAGGAGAAGAUUGUGUUCCCUCGGAAGAGCAAGGAGGAGUGGAACGAGAUCCGGCAGCAGAUUGGGACGACGCUGAUCAGGCGACUGAGUCAGAGACCCACAGCAGAAGAACUGGAGCAGAGGAACAUCCUCCAACCCAAGAACGAAGCCGACCGUCAGGCUGAGAAGCGGGAGAUCAAACGCCGGCUCACCAGAAAGCUUAGCCAAAGGCCUACAGUGGCAGAGCUGCAGGCCAGGAAGAUCCUGAGGUUUAAUGAAUAUGUGGAAGUAACAGAUGCUCAAGACUAUGACCGGCGAGCAGAUAAGCCAUGGACAAAGCUAACACCAGCAGACAAGGCUGCUAUCCGGAAGGAGCUGAAUGAGUUUAAGAGCUGUGAAAUGGAAGUCCAUGAGGACAGCAAGCAGUUCACAAGGUACCAUCGACCGUAACCUUCCAAGAAGGGAGCAAGAGACCCAAGAGGACUUGGAAGUUCUCUGCAUCCCUCUCCUAGCAAUACACUGAGGGUGGAACCUUGGCUCUUCCAAGAUUUGCCUUCAAAAACAUAUCCAGAGAAAAAAGGGCUUUUGGCCAGGGAAGGGGAAUCCUGUCUGAAUGUAGCAUUUCACUGGAACAAACACGUCUCGAGUGCCAUCAGGCUGGAACUGAACACUAUACCUCGCGUGGCUCAGCAAUAACGCCUCCUCAACCUUCCCCAGCUCCCCCUCAGCCCUGGACAGGCCCAGUUCUCAGCUGUACAUCCCCCUGUUGGGGAUGAAACUCCUUCCUUUCCUCCUCCUUCCCCAAGAAGAUAAGGAGAGGAAAAAAAACCAAGGCAGCUCUGCUGUUGGAAAGCUGAGGAAUGGAGAGUGGAUGUGCUAGGAAGCACGUGUGUAUAUUAGCUGUGUACAGAGACCCCUGUGCAGAUGCUGACCUGGCAGAUAACUGACAUGUGACUCAUCAUUUUUUUUUGGGGGGGGGAGGGUUUGCUUGCAUCUGUCACGUCUUUUAAUGUCCUCGAAUCACUACUGACCAACGGUUUGUUGUCCUGGAAGGGAAUUGUGUAGAUAUUAACAAAUGCUGCAUCUUUUUGUAAAAAAAAAGAGAAAGAAGAGAAAAAGAACCCCCAACCCCCCAAGUGUGUAAAACAUUCCCUCCCUCCCUGUGCUGUUAACAGAGCUGGAGCUAUCUAGGCUUGUUUUAACAAACUGCAGAACCAGGAACGAUGACUGUUGCCUUUCUAAAACACUUUUACCUUCGGGGGAGCUGUGAGAGUGGUUGAUUCAUUUUAUAUUGGGGCUUCCCCUCAGCUGUGGUUUGGUUUAAUUCUCCCAAAUCCGGGUGAGAAUUGCCUUUUCUUGGUUGUUUUUAACAGCUCAACCUACUGGAAACUUGAUCAAUUCACUGUGUGGAUGGAAAAGAAGGGAAGAAGAGGUUUUAAAAGUGACCUUAAAAACAUUCUUUCUCUUCUUGGGAGUGAUCUCAGAUUCGUUCUUCCUGACUCUAGUCUUGGCCACUGCUGUAUGGUGCACAAACCUUUAACCCGUGUGUGGAAGGGCACAAACCUUUAACCCGUGUGGGUCCUGUGGACCGCAGGAGGGGCAGGGAAGGGAGAGGACGUUGCUGUGCCCCCAACCCUGGCUCCUUUAUGGUUCAGGGUCGAUCCUGGCUGUACCACGGUGCCCUCCCUGCAGUGCCAACCCCGCAGCCACGUCCUGCCCAGCGCUGAGGGGGAGGAUGAGUCCCCUCACAGCUUCCCCCGUGUACAGCGCCCCCGUAGCCUCAGUGCGUGUGUUGUCCAUCACUUUCCUCAGCAACAGAUUUUAAUUAUUGAAUAAAAGUAUUUUAGGAUGUGUUUUUUUAAAAAAA
This is a messenger RNA of Colius striatus (speckled mousebird), 3808 nucleotides long. It is a transcript of the gene PHACTR4, whose product is annotated as phosphatase and actin regulator 4. Gene Ontology annotation, biological process: actin cytoskeleton organization; neural crest cell migration. Gene Ontology annotation, molecular function: actin binding. Bases 286 to 2391 code for a protein of 701 amino acids. The transcript is spliced from 13 exons. Lineage: Eukaryota; Metazoa; Chordata; Aves; Coliiformes; Coliidae. The record is from RefSeq and is a predicted model, not a curated record.